Molecule: messenger RNA, 2400 nt
Organism: Prunus persica (peach)
Lineage: Eukaryota; Viridiplantae; Streptophyta; Magnoliopsida; Rosales; Rosaceae
Product: RING-H2 finger protein ATL65
Exons: 1
Coding region: 472-1698 (408 amino acids)
Biological process (GO): protein ubiquitination
Molecular function (GO): transferase activity
Source: RefSeq, a predicted model, not a curated record
CAUUAUCUUCCAAUUUCUUCUUGACAAGAAUUACCAAAAAAAUUUAUUCUUGACAAAGGCACAGAACAGAAUCGAGACAUAACUGGUCAACAAUUAAGUUGCGAAUUCAUUACAGUAUCUGUAUCUGUGAGCCUGUGACAAACUUGUGAGUUAAGAUUUUUCAACAACGGUUGUGGGGUUAGUUUGGUCUUUUCAGAAAUUUACACAAAUGCGAACCCAAAAAGGAAAUAGUCCACAUGGAGAGCAACGUGGUGCAACCCGCACAAGAAAACAGCGGCUUCGCGCGGCCUUAAAUUCACUGACUCUGACGUGUCGUAGGCAUCGACCUCCGAAACGCACCGCAUCACAACAAAAACAGCAAACAAAACGACUAAACAGUCAACCGUAACAUUAAACCCCCUCCCUCCUUCCCCACAACACACUUCUCCUUCAAAACACCAUGACUUCAUUCCACUGAUAAACGCCAUAAAAAUGGUUGCUGCUGCAGCUCCAGCUCCAUCGCCAUAUCCUGCACGCGCACCCACCCUAUCCAUUCCCAUCAUCACAGCCACCUCACUCCAUGCAUCAUCUCCGCCGUCCAAGUACCCCAUCGACUUUUCCCCGCCGUUGAUCGCCAUGGUGGUCGUCGUCGCCACCGCCUUCCUAAUCGUCACUUACUCCCGCCUCAUCUCCCAACACGUCAUCCCGCCAAUCCUCCGCCUCCAACGACGCUGGCGCCGCCGUCGUCGCCGCUCCUACCUCCCCUCCUCCAUCGGCGACCUAGACUCUCCACGGUACGACUCGUCGUUUGACCCGGCCGACCUCGGCUUCCACGCCUUCUCUCCCUACGGCCUCGACGAGUCGGUCAUCAAAACGAUCCCGCUCUCUCUCUACACGUCCAAAACGACGUCGACCGGUUUGAAUAAUCCUCUCAGUAAAGACUGCGCCGUUUGCUUGAUCGAGUUCCAAGACGACGACUACGUACGCACUCUUCCGGUCUGUUCGCACGUGUUUCACGUGGACUGCAUCGACAUGUGGCUUCGAUCUCACGCCAACUGUCCUCUCUGCCGUGCCGGAAUAUUCCGCCCGGAGUCUCCGUUCGUUCCGUUGAUGGCCGCCAGGAUCCGGCCGAGCCUCGACGACGCCGUUUUCAGGAGCAUCGCGCUCGAGCCGCUUGCCGAAGCUCCGGCGUCUCGGGAUUCCGAUUCGAUCGUCACCGAGAUCGAACGGUGCGCGGAGGAGCGGUCGCCGAGGAGGAGCUCCAACUACUGGGAGGAUUAUCGGAUCAACGGCGGAGAUUUCGUCCUGAAGCGGUCACACUCGUUCGGAUUCGAGCGGAGCUCGGCGUCAGCGGAGAGGAUGAUGGUGACGGAGCCAGCGACGGCGUCACCGUGGCGGUACCGGAGAGGAAGCUUCUGGAGCAAGCGGCCGUCGCCCUUCGGGUCGUUGACGAAGGCUCGGGUCUUCUCCUUCAGGUCAACGUACAGAGGCGGCGUGAAUAUGAAAUCGCCUUUCUUCCGCCGGAAAUGCUUCUUCCCGCUGACGGAGCCGAGCGCGAGAUUCUCCGGCGGCGGCGCAGGAGGAUCGUCUCGCCGGAGCAAGUCGAUGACGAGUCCGAUGUUCAUGAGAUCAUCGGCGAUGUCAGCUUUCUCGUCGAGCCGCCUCCGGUGCGGAGAUCCAGAGGCGUUGUUAUCGCCAGAGAGGUUUAACAGAAGAUAGAAACCAAAAGAAAAGAUCGGAACGAUUAAAUUCUGGAGAGACACGUGGAGGGAGGGGAUGGAGCGAGGAAGGGGGGAGAACAGACGGUGGGAAAUGGGAGAGUCGGAGAGUAAAUGAGGGCUGGUGCGGUCAUUAAUUGGGGGGCUGAGGAGGCAUUAAAUGCCCAGAAUUGACGAGAGAGAAGGAGAGCAAGAAAAACACACAAAACAAAACAAAAAACUGGGGUUUUAUAGAGAGGCUCAUAAAUGAGACAGAUUUAAUGGGUUUUGGCGCCAUUUAUUUGUGUUAGAGCAAAAACCCACCGACAAUAAUGCAAAAUGCCAUGUGAGCUGGGGUUAGAGCUAUAAGUCUAGUGGCAAUUUGGGGGUUUGGGUUGGUUUAGGUUUUUUUUUUUGGGGGUAGGCACUAGGCAGAGAAAACAGAGAAAGAGCAGGAUGUGAAGAAGUGCAAUGGGUUCAGUGUUCUUCUGUACUUGUCUUUGUCAUUCUUUUCAUCCCAUUGACUAUAGUGGGUUGGUAGAAUGUGUGGUCGGUCGUCCACAUUGUAGAAAGUCAACGCCACAAGUUGGGUAAUUUUUGGUGUUUUAGAUCUCUGUGUAAUAUUUGUAGCAUUUUGGGUCCUUGUUGAUGCAUGGAUCAUGUAAUUUAGAACAAAGAAUUUUUGGGGUUGAAAUUGAAUUGCAGGCAGACUUCUUUUCUUCAA